AUGGGGAGUUACAAGUUCAAAGUUUCAGAUAUCAUCUCAAAGGCAUGGUUUAACAAGCUCAAAGACAUGACCAAACCAAAAACCAAAUCUUCUAGUUCUUCUUCUUCCUCUUCCUCAAAAAAUGGUAACAAGAAGAAACCCUAUUCAGAUUCUCUUCCUCAUCACUCUUUAACCUCUCAUCUCCCCAACAGAUUAGUAGCCAACGAUCCUCACCAAAACUCACCAAGAAACUCUCUUCCCACAAAAAGGAUGAGUAAAAGAAAGACACUUUACAAGCCAUCUCUUAAACCAAUCAUUCCUCCUCCUCUUGCAUCUGCACGUUUCAAUAAAAGCAAGAUCAACGGUCAAGAUUCUUCUGACUUCUUUUCACCAACUCUCGAAACUUCCCCUGAGUCUUUUGUGUUCAGUUUCUACGAAGAGGAGAAUGAUGAGUUCGUCGAACCUUCACAAUUCAAGAUCAACUCAAAGAACAAAGCUUUCACUAAGCACAAGGUCAAAGAGUCUGAUUCCAUAGGGAAAACUUGUCCCACAAGUAACAUAACCAAGAAACCGCAUAGCCAACUUUCUGUGAAGAUUAAUAGAGAGAUAGAAGAAGAAGAAGUUGAUGAAUGUAGAGCCGAGAAGAAAGUGUCCACUGGAAGAAAAUCCUCUGCAGGGAUAAACCUCAAGAGAGUAAAUUCACCUAGAAUUCAACUCUCAGGUACACGUAGAAGCACAUCAAGAUCAGAGAGCAAACAAGUUGUUCUUGAGAGUUUUGCAGUGAUGAAGCGCUCCGUUGAUCCAAAGAAAGAUUUCAGAGAAUCAAUGGUGGAGAUGAUUGAAGAGAACAACAUAAGAGCUUCAAAAGACUUGGAGGAUCUCCUUGCUUGUUACCUUACAUUGAACCCAAAGGAGUAUCACGAUCUUAUCAUCCAGGUUUUCGAGCAAAUCUGGCGCCAGCUUACAAAAACCAAGUAA
This is a messenger RNA of Microthlaspi erraticum, 957 nucleotides long. The record is from the annotation of a GenBank genome assembly. Lineage: Eukaryota; Viridiplantae; Streptophyta; Magnoliopsida; Brassicales; Brassicaceae.